Messenger RNA from Dracunculus medinensis (Guinea worm), 417 nucleotides. The record is from the annotation of a GenBank genome assembly. NCBI's taxonomy places the organism in Eukaryota, Metazoa, Nematoda, Chromadorea, Rhabditida, Dracunculidae.
AUGCCGCCGUUCCUCGAAAUCCAUUCAGUUUAUUUUGAUAUAUUUGCCAGAUAUUUGACAAAAUCUUUAGUUAAAGAAAAAUGUAAUAAUUCGAAAUAUAUUGAUGGAAAUUUACUAUGUAAUGGUGAUAAUGACUGUGGUGACUUAUCAGAUGAAUGGAAUGAUUACUGUGGAAAAAAAGGUUCAACGAAUUUUGUCGUUCAUUUGCCACGAAGGAAAAAAGCACCUCAAUUGGAAUUGGAACCUGAAACUAAUCAAGAAAUUUUAAAUCAAAUUCUACCAUAUGCGCCAGAAUUAAAACCAAUAGUACCACUGAUCGUAAAACCGAUAAAUCCCAUCAAUGAAAAAAGUGGUCUUCAUUCCAGAAAUACUGAACACCUUUCAACCAAAACAAAUGCUAUCACCAAUGAAAGAUGA